CCACCUGUCGCUGUCCCUCGGAAGUAACCGAGUGCCGACGAUGCCGAUCAUGUGACGCUUCCUGGGGUGAAUGACGUUGACGGUGGUCGACAGUUCUUUGAGGUUGUCAUCACUUGGAAACGCGAUUAUCUUAAGCAAUGGGCAGGGCAUGCUGCAUCUUGGGAUGUCCCUCGGGAGGAGAUGCCCCAUCUCAUCAGAUCCCCAAGAAUCCAGCUCUCUUCCAGAAAUGGAAAAGCCUGAUUUACUCCGAGAAAAUUCAACAUAUGACCGACGAGCAGAUAAGCAAGUGUGCUGUGUGCUAUCGGCAUUUUGCUGACAAUGACUAUCUAGUAACUUACCGAGUAAGAAAGUUGAAACGUGGCGUUGCACCUUCCUUAAACUUGCCAAACAGACCAGAUUCUAGUGUACCUAUUAUGAUUAAAAUAGAACCGCAAACAUCGGCUGCAAAUAGAGAAACGUUUACUGCAAAAGAAGAGGUGACAGAAAUUCCAAGAAUGAUGGAAGAAUUAGAAACAACUCAAAUUACAUUAUUCAAAGAUAUUCCGGAAGAAAUUAAAUCUUGUUCGUUCGACCAGCCACAAAUUUUAUUAGACAAGAAUAUUGAGCAAACUAAUUUAACGGCAGAAACAUUUAAGUUAAAUCAUAGAGAAAGGACGUCGAGAAAGAAACGAAAAUUAACUGCAAAACAACUGCAUCUACUUCAAUGUAAACAACAAGCCAAGCAAUAUGAAAAAACACCUUCGAUACAAAAGCUGCUAUCUUUUCUCACGCCUGCUGAAAUAGCAAGUAUUAAAACUAGAAUACGAAAAGCAAGAUAUGCCCCAAGAAUAUAUGUAAGAAUAUAUCAUAAUAUUGCACAAAGGAAAGCUUUUGGUUACUUAAAGCUCUUAGAAGAUUAGUAAUUUAUUGCAAGUCCUAAAAUCAAGAAUGGAAAAUCAGGAUGUGAAAUUCAUCUACUUUGGAAUGUCAUGAGAAGCAAAUCUUACCGAGUAUGAAUUUAUCACAUUUAUAUUAGCAAAAAAGAAUUAAUUUCGUCAUAAUAAUGAGGAGAAUAAUAUUAUCAUAAUAAAAUAUUCAAUAUUCUAACUAUACUCUUAUUGCACACACAGUAAAGCUGUAAUUAACGACUUACGGCAACUACAUACAGAUGGAAAAGAUUCAAAUGGACAUGUUGGGUGCAAAGUUUCAACAUUAUGUCGAUACAACGGUAGUUUUACUGUAUUUUUAAAAACGAAUACAUGAAAUAUACAUUUAUAAUUAUAUGUAUGUAUAAUUGUGGUAGAAGGAUUGUAUUAUUCUCUGAAUAUAGACCUCUGAAUUCUAUCUUAUCGCUAACGGUGUCGCAAAGAGUAUCGUAGAACGUAUUCUUUCUGAACACAUAAUCUUGACGGGGAUUAUUCGGUUGAGCACUUUACUCGCCGGUGACGAAUACUUUUACUACGUGAGAGAAUCUCUAUACUGACAUUAAUAGAGAUUCGCCGUUUAAGAAAUGCGCCGAUAAAUAUUGAUCUGUGCGUAACCGAUUUCGGGGAGAAAAGUGAUAGUGGGAAAUAGGAAUAAAUUCGAUCGAAUUAGUAUAAAUAAGUAAUACACAGCAAAAGGUAGCCUCUUUAGGAUCGGUUCAUCUAUGCAAAGUGUUCCCGAGCGUAACAUACAUCCAAAAUAUCUGACGAAUUACGUUGAAAAAUAUUCUCAUUUAACAUUUAAUCUCUAUACAUCUUAUCGAUUUAUUUUGGAGGUGCUGGAUGCUUAUAUGCACGAUAUGUUACGUGCAAUAAUUGAUUAUAAGGUACGGUGUUUUACUCUUUUUUUUUCCUCUACGCUCACUAAUUACGAAAUUGCAAUAUAGAACGUGCUCGAUUCUACGACCGAUCUUAAAGAGUUCGUAUUCGUCUUUAGUGAUUAAGAAAUAUUUUUUCUUUAAUCGCAUAAUUAUUAUCUACAGUUUUGGAGUGUCUCAAUUUAAAAUUUUCUUCGCA
Molecule: messenger RNA, 1979 nt
Organism: Trachymyrmex cornetzi
Lineage: Eukaryota; Metazoa; Arthropoda; Insecta; Hymenoptera; Formicidae
Exons: 3
Coding region: 138-899 (253 amino acids)
Source: RefSeq, a predicted model, not a curated record